Triplophysa rosa is the source of this 8800-nucleotide messenger RNA. It is a transcript of the gene pde3a, whose product is annotated as phosphodiesterase 3A, cGMP-inhibited. Bases 889 to 4392 code for a protein of 1167 amino acids. Gene Ontology annotation, molecular function: 3',5'-cyclic-AMP phosphodiesterase activity. Lineage: Eukaryota; Metazoa; Chordata; Actinopteri; Cypriniformes; Nemacheilidae. The record is from RefSeq and is a predicted model, not a curated record. The transcript has 17 exons. Gene Ontology annotation, biological process: oocyte maturation; positive regulation of oocyte development. Gene Ontology annotation, cellular component: cytosol.
UUCUAAACAGUCAGAUUUAGUUUCUAUAAUGCAGAUAUAAAUAAUUGUUUUAAUUGUACUAGUUUGGAGUAAAAUUCUUAAUUUAAUCUGCAAGCUGUAUUACUGAUGCAGCAAAGUGAACCCAGCAGGAGAAAGGUGCUGAUGACGUACAUAGGUGAGUUGUAAAAAAUGAAAUAUUCAUGAAAACGCACGUGACAUCAUCAGGGCUUCAGGGUGUGAAUGGGGCAGCGCUGUUCACUUCUUCCCACAAAGACCACAUCUGAAACCGACGAUCAAUAAAUCAGCCGAUCAGUGCAUUGAACCUGGUCGUCACGUUUAACUGUUUAUGGAGAGGUAGAGCGCAGCUCGGACUGUACGUGAGCUUGUGCGUUGCGCGCCGCCUCAAGAGCAACGGGACAGUGGCCAAUAUGAUCCAGCGAGUCCAACUCAAGGAAAUAUUCCACCAGUGAGACUUUCACGCGUGAAAAUGAUUCGAGAGCGAAUGCUGAUCGGGAAGUGAAGAAAAUCCAGAGGUUUACGCGACAUUCGAGAGCGCAAAAGACCCGGAGAGUAACAAAGAAAGAAAGCAAGGCUGCGGGGAGGGAGAAUAGAUCUCUUAUGAUGAUGAUGAUGAUGAUGGCCUAGAAACAUCAGGCGUUUUUACUGCUUCUGCUUGACUGGAUCAUGAUAUGAUGGGGAUUUUACGCAUCGGGGUUUGUUAAUAAUAGUAAAGAAAGGGGAACCGCUGUCUUCGUUUGCGCACGAGUUUUACUUUUGUUGUAAUGCGAGGAUGAUUAUAAGACACUUAUUGCAGUCGGACGCGCGCUCUGCUACUCCAAAGUCACACCUAUGAGUAAGAAUAGCGCUUUUACGCAUUCAUGUGUGUGCGCACGUGUUGUCCCGUGACCGAUGGCAGUGGAAUCCGAGCGCAACGGCUAUGUGAGCACUUGUGUCAUUCAAGUGGAGCAAGAUUCGUGUCACUCAUGGUUGGCUUUGAUUUGGAGCGCGUGGAGCUGUAAGAGUCUCUCCUCCGCCGUGUGCGUCGGCUCGGUGUCCGUGUUCCUCGCUUUGCUCGUUCAGUCCGCGGACUGGGAUGCGGAGCGCACGCACGCACUCUCGGGAUCUCCUGCGCUAUAUUUAUUGACGCUCGUGGAGUUCGUGUGGCAGCUCGUCUCUCCGAUCUUCACACUAGUCUGUGCCUUCUUCUGGGUGGGUCUGUAUCUGCUCCGCUGCGGGGUGCUCAUCCGCACGGCCGUGUUUCUUCUCACCGUGUGCCAUCUGGGCGAAGCGGCUGCACAGUCGCUCUUGGAUGCGCAGCAGCUCUACUCGUUCACGGCCACCGCGCUGGUGCUGCUCGCCUGCCUGGCCAGCGGGGCGCUCAUGGUGGUGCGGCUGGGUCAGGGCAUCUCCGUCCUCGUCUUCAUCAGCAUCAUCAGGACCGUGUCGCUCCUGUCGCUGCAGAAGGUGCGCGCCAGCUGGAGACCCUACCUGGCGUACCUGCUCGGAGUGCUGGGGGUCCUUCUGGCGAGGUAUGCGGACAGGCUGCUCCCAGAUCAGGGCGCAUCACACCGGGAGGGAUCGAGGGGAGAUAUCCCAGUAUUUAAAAGGCGCAGGAGGUCCAGCUCUGUAGUCUCGUCGGAUAUGGCACAGCACGGACAGUCCAGGGGCAAAUCUCACAGGAGGACAUCGCUCCCCUGCCUACAGAGAGAGCAGAUGCUCCCUCAACAAGAAUGGGACCACAAAAGAGGCGCCCGCGGAUCUCAGUCUUCGGGCACCAGUGUGACGGUGGACAUCGCAGUGAUGGGCGAGGCCCACGGGAUGAUCUCAGAUCUGCUGGCAGACCCCUCCCUCCCCCCUAACACGUGCAGCACCCUGCGGGCGGUAAGCAACCUGCUCAGCACCCAGCUCACCUUCCAACCGCUGCACCACCGGCCGCGCCUCAGCCCCCUGCUAGCCUUCAGCGACGGUCACACCUGCUCUGACUCCGAGGAGGCGGUAGAGAAGGGAGAGAGACUGGCCAUCCCAAAGCGUUUAAGACGGAGUUUGCCUCCGGGGCUUUUGAGAAGGAUUUCUUCCACGUGGACCACCACCACAUCAGCCACAGGCCUUCCCACCCUCGAACCCGCGCCGGUCAGGCGAGACCGCAGUGCCAGCAUCAAAGCGCCUCAUGAUGGCUCUUCCAGCAGUUUGGUGAACAGUGAUUCAUGGAAUAAUGCUGUAACGCUCAACAUCUCCAAGAACAGGUCUAUGUCUGCGUCAUACACUGCCUCCACAACUAACCACAUCUAUAGCAAGAACCGAAGAGGUUUCCCUUCUUCCAACAUCUCGCCUCUGGCUUCACCCUGCCACUCUCCUCCAGUCCAGGGCACUCCGGUGAACAGCCCGACCACCAAGAGCCCGUCGGUGGAGCUGCCUGACACAGAGCUUCCGCAGGGAGACAGCCUCACGACACGGAGCUCCCACAAAGGCUUAACCCAUAGUCAGAGCGCUCCCAGCUCCAGUAGCACACACUGGGGACCGCCUCCACUCUGUAGCAGCUGUGGAAGACCGUACAGUAAGCUGAGACACCGCGACGGAUCAAUAGAUGCAGGAGAAAGAAACCAACAGUCAGAAGAAGCAGUGAUCGUAUCAUCAGACUAUGACUUCACCUAUGAGACCAACCACAGUGACACCAGCAACUUUGCACAGGAGGAGGAGGACGAGGAGGGUCACAGGAAACCCUUCAACGCCCCAGUCCCCUGCGGGACGUACCCGCCUCAGGCACUCGCACUGUCCACCCGUAUACCACCAGAGGAAAAACCCAUUCUGGCCCCGCAGCCGUUGGUGAUGGAGGGACUCGAACCCCUCAUGAGCCAGAUCAACAACUGGAACUUCCCCAUCUUCAGUCUGGUGGAGAAAACCAACGGCAGAUGUGGCUGCAUUCUCAGCCAGGUGUCCUACCGGCUGUUUGUUGAUACAGGACUGUUUGAGACAUUCAAGAUUCCAGUGAGAGAGUUUAUGAACUAUUUUCACGCUCUGGAGAACGGAUACAGAGACAUCCCAUAUCAUAACAGAAUUCAUGCAACAGACGUCCUCCAUGCUGUUUGGUACCUCACUACCCAGCCUGUGCCUGGUUUACCCACCCUGACCCGCGUUCAGGGGUCACUCUGUGAUUCGGACUGUGACAGCGGCCUGACUCAUGAACGCACAAAUUACCUGAUGUCCAACACGUAUCCUUUAGAGGAGGAGGACUACGGCUGUUUAUCCGGACUCAUCCCUGCCCUUGAACUCAUGGCUCUUUAUGUAGCAGCGGCCAUGCACGAUUACGACCACCCUGGACGGACAAACGCCUUCCUGGUGUCCACCAGCGCUCCACAGGCUGUGCUUUACAAUGAUCGCUCAGUGCUGGAGAACCACCACGCAGCCUCCGCCUGGAAUCUCUUCAUGUCACGGCCUGAGUACAACUUUCUGGUCAGCCUGGACCACAUGGAUUUCAAACGCUUCCGCUUCCUGGUCAUCGAGGCCAUCCUCGCCACCGAUCUGAAGAAGCACUUUGACUUUCUGGCUGAAUUUAAUGCCAAGGUGGGAGAUGACGGUUGCUCCGGUAUCGACUGGACCAAUGAGAAUGACCGACUCCUGGUGUGUCAGAUGUGCAUUAAGCUAGCGGACGUAAACGGUCCAUUAAAAUGCAAAGAACUUCAUCUGCAGUGGACGGAGGGCAUUGUCAAUGAGUUCUACGAGCAGGGUGACGAAGAAUCCAGCCUAGGCCUUCCCAUCAGCCCCUUCAUGGAUCGCUCGGCACCUCAGCUGGCCAAACUACAGGAGUCCUUCAUCACACACAUUGUAGGACCUCUGUGCAGCUCGUACGACUCUGCUGCCCUCAUGCCCGGCCGCUGGGUCGACCCUUUGCCCAAAGAGGGCAUGGAUGCUGAAGAAGAGACAGAUGACGAAGACGAUGACGAUGAGGACACACCGGAGGAAGACACCUCCACCAGUUCAGAACUGUCCCAGAAACCAGCACCCAAGAAACGCAGGAAAGUUUUCUGCCAGAUCACCCAUCACCUGCUGGAGAACCACGAGAUGUGGAAGAAAGUCAUUGCUGAAGAGUCUCAAUGCCAAACGGAAGAGGAGGAGUCCACGGGCCUCAGCAACACCCCCGAGCCGAUCGACGAAGAAGAGGAGGAGCCGGGAAGCAAAGAGGUGUCAAUAAAGGACCAGGAGCUGGACACUAUGGAGGAGGCGGAGCCAGGAGAGGAGGAAUGUCCUCCACCUGAAGAGACAAACGAAGAACAGGCGGAGGAAGCAGAUGCCGAGACUGUACAGGAACUGGAGGAUUCUCUGAAGUCAGACUCAGCAACCGUACAAGUAGAUGAAGAGCUGGUGGCAAAACAGGAGGAAACGGAAGAAGAAAAUACAGACGAGCAUCCACAAUGAAUCACUUGCCAUUUUUAGACUGGAACAUUGUCUGAAAGCUUUUUAUUGGCAAGCGAAACUCCUAGGAAAUGGUUGCCAGCACAUCACUUAGACACAACACUGUAGAUGCUUGGGGAACAUGUGCCUACAGGAAACAGGGUGGGGGGAUCGGGGUCUACAGAUGGAGAGUUUUAUUAACAAUGAUUUAUGGGAGGAUAGACACCAACGAAAUAAGGGUUUGCCAGGACAUUCUGGUGUUUCCUACGUUUUCUAGACAUUAGACAUCGGUCAGUUUUGGUUUCCGGCGAUUCCUCCCCAUCUGCACCUUAGUAGAGACCUGCCAACCCACACGAGUUCUCCCCAACAAGCAUUUCUGAGGGAACAAGAAAUCAAUCCACCGUGAGUCUCCUAGAGGGCAUUUCGCCUCACGUAUUCAUCCUCGACAAACGUAAAGAAACCUUCAGAAACAGCAUGCAUUCGUGAAAACGCUACAUAGUGAAGACAAAGAUAAACCACAUGUGUAACACUACAUUCCUGUGUCUGUGUCCUGCCAUUCUUUUCUUUUCGAGAGACUCUUCAAGGUCACAUUCCACGCCGUCCAUAGUCCAAACGCUUGCGUCCAUGUCCUCGUUCUGUUUCUGAAGGCGUUCUCUCCCCUUACCUGAUCAUUUGGCAUUCCACGAGUCAACGGACUGAGAUUUUCUGUUUCUCAGGAUCAGACUGUUUACUGAUAACUCCGUCAUUGGUUUUUACGGACUUUCUUGCAACUUUAUAAUCUUUGCGAUCUUGGUUCGUGACUUAAAGGGAAUCUUUGGUUCUUUUGUAAGGUGUGAUUUCUUCAAAUCAUUAAUGGCCUUUUUUAGCAAAGUAGCCCAAUCGUUGUUUUGAAAAUCGAGAUUUGAUAUAUAUACACACACACACACACACACACACACACACACACACACACACACAGAGCAGCGUUACUUAUUUGAGUGUAUUGCCUGAGAAGUUUUUAUUUUAAUGAUGAGGCAUGCAAUACUGCAUUAUUUCAUCCCUCUUGACAUAUCAUCCAUCAUUAUGUCAAAUGUUUCGGACAUUUCUUGCAUCUCUCUGUCUUUCUAAGCUUCUAUUCCUACAUUUACAUUUAAGCUUCUUAGCAAAUUUCAAUGAUCAAAGGCGCAGGCUGGAGCUCUCGGUCUGGAGGGAGGGGGCGACCGGAGAACCUCCAGCAUCCGAAUCGCCUUCAGUCGCAUGUCGAACAAGACCCGCGGUCAGCUCCUCACCCCCGUCUCUCUCUCAUGAACGCAUGCAAAGACCAUGUGCCGCACAUGAGAUAUGGCCGCCAGUCGACACGGCUGUCCGUGCUCGUCUUUGAUGUGCUGAAAGAGGCAGAUUGCCGGUGACGGUAGUUUAGGCAGAGGCUGGCGAGAUGAAACGCUUCUGCAGGCUUAAUCACCUCAUGUCCGACGUCUAAUCAGACCGAGUCCGAUGCCUUCGGUCUUUGUACCAUCACUUUGAAGGAGAGCCAAUUAAAAAUGUCUAGGUAGGAGGCAGCGGUCAUGUGCUUCACGUUUAUCUUUGAAAUGUCCCCUCUCGGUGCAGCCUUAAUAUUAUCAGGCAACGUGGUGCAAUGUAGUUCAGCGAAUUAUUUAAGCAAUACUGACCCUAUCUGUAGAGCGUUUCCGAUGCAUUUCCUUAGUUUGGCUGCCGUGUGAUGUCGCACGGCGUACGUGUGCGUGCCAAAUAUGACUUCAAAAUCAUUCUUGAACUUUCCCUAAAGUGUGUAACGCUGCUGCUUUGUAGAAGCCGGUUUUUAGCUGAUCUCAGUGGAGGAAAGAGAAUGCAAGAGCCAAGUGUGAAUGUGUUUUAUGUCAUUUUCUACUUAGCCUACAAUAUUGAAAUAUUGUAAGAAAUGUUAUUAAAUAUAUGAAUAAAAUCAACUUAAAUGGAAAUAAAACACAUAAAUGGGUCAAUGACGUAUAACGACCACUCAUCAUGUUGUGCGACCAAUAAUAUCAAUAAUUGUAUUACAUUAAAAAUACAACAUCUAAUCUAAUUUUUGUGGUUGAAAUAUGAUUCGCUGAGACAGUAUGCUUAAGUGAAUGGUAUUUUUAAAACAUUUUGUUAAUUUAAGAAGACAAAAUUAUAGAACAAAGGAGAAGCUUACUUACCAAAACUGAAAGAAAUGCAAAUACUUUGUUUCUAAACACUUUAAAUACUAAAGAUUUGUUAAAAACAUAUUAAGCAUGUCAAGGAAAUGAAAUAAUUUUAAGAUAAAUCACGGUCACACCACAUGACAUUUUUUAAGGUGAAUUAAAUAUUUCGAUAAAAAAACACUCAAUUUAAACAUUUUAAUUUGCAUUUAUGUGUACACCACAUUUUUAAUGUUUGAAUAACUGCAAUAGAUAUAAUUAUUUAUUUGUAUUUUAAAAUUGGCAUGUCGAAAAUCCUUAUACUUCAUUGACCCAAAUAGAUGAAUGAAUACAAAGUCGACAUGAAAUCAAAUUGGACCUUAAAAUUGAUCUUAUUGUGGAUAAUCUAUGUUAUUGUUGAUUCAUGUUAUUUAAAAAAAAGAAAAGCUUUUGUCACACAAUAUCAUGUUUUACUUCCUCUACCUGAGAAAUGAUUUUCCAUAUUUACAUCUUUGGUCAGGAACUGUGGAAUUAGCCAUUGGCUCUUUGUUUAAUAGGCUGAUUAGGGUUCAGGACUUUAUUGUUUCUGAUUCUGUAUGUGUGCAUGUGUGUGUGUUGGCAUGGCAGCAGUUUCUCCAUCCUCCACUGUGCCUCUCAUUGGUCUGUCUUGGACUCUGAAUAUUUUCCGAUCCUGUACGGCUCCCAGAUUCAUAAUUGUGUAUUUAUCACUAAAUCGUUCCUAACACACCACAUACCUUUAAAAAGUAAAAUACAGUCUGUACAGUUUAUCUGAAAAAUCUCAGCAGGUAUGCCACAAAUCCAUUACGCCGUACAUGAUAACGUGUGACGUUCUGUCUGAUGUGCCCGAUUCAUUCAUCCAUGGUCUUUUCCAUUUACUUUCACAAUAGCCUGUUUGACUCGCACAUCAAUUUCAAGGGGACAUGAGCACGUAAGGUUACACCUCAUCCGAGAAGAUUUUUGUUAUUUUCUCCUUAGUAUUUGCUGUUCUGUUGUCUUCAUCCGUACGGGCUUGACAGCCGGGCACUCGUUUCAUUCACCUUGGGAACCAAACAAGCUUUAUUCCUCUCUGAUAAAGAGAUACAAAACUUUUUUAUAUAGUUGGCACUUCACCGACGAAAUAAUUAUUUUUCUUCUCACUUGUAUCUUGCACUUAACACAUGUAGCAAUACCUAUAGAACGGGGAACUGUGUCAAUCACCAGUAUUCGUAAAUAUUCGUUUUAAUGCUGAUUGUUGUUCCAUUUUGUACAAAACGUGUACAGGAUAAAGAUGAAAUGAUAUAAAAACAACGCCAAAAAAAGGGACGAAGAGGAUUAAAGCGACAACGGAAGUCUUUUAGAUAAACAUUAUUUAUUUUUACUGUUUUGUAAUUUAGACACUAUACUGUAGCUCCUCUAUUGCCAGGCUUACUGGAAGUGCCUCUUGGUAUAAUGUAACAUACAGAAAAUAUAUAUUGAGAUUAUUAGAAUCUGUCACAAGAUGAACAUUGUGGAUGUUGUAAUGUGAAUACAGUUUAAUAAUAUGAUGGAAGUUCUGUGGUAUUGAAUGUGUCUGUGUUCCUCAUUUAUUUCUUUCCUGAAUGUUUGUGAUUCUUUGAUUUUAAAUCCAGACUAAAUCUGAAAGUCAUCCAACUCAAAAGAGGUCUGUUGGGGUCAAAUAUUUUUAAUUUGUAGCACUAACAAAGCUCUGGUAAGUCCCACACUUUCUUUAUGACAGGUCACAUUCCUCUUAAAUUAAACAGAAAUGUGCAUUGAAAUAGAAACAAAAGUUUUAUUAAAUUUACCAAGUGUUUGUAUCCACAACCUGUUAUGUUGUCUGCCGAAAUGAUGUUCAACUAGUGCUAUAAAACAUUGUUUAUAUGGCCAUUUAGCACAUUGUUUGUGUUUUUAAAGAACAUAAAGAAAGGACGCUUAUAUAAUUGGAUUAUGAAGAGGGCUUUAGGGACAAAACUCGUUACUAGCAGAUUUGUCUUAAACUGUAUCUUUUUUUAUGCUGACGGCCGCAAUGUUCUGUAUUAACCCUGUUCCUGGUGUUCACAUGCUGUUCCUGAAGCUUAUAUGUGUAAUUCAUACUUACAGAUCUUAAAGGAAAGAACCUCGUGUGACGUUUAAAUGCAGUACACCCCCAUCUCUAUAUCUCCCGAGGGAUCAAAGGUCAUGACCUAAGCAGCCCUUUAUUCUCUGUACACUUUUCACAGUUUGCAACAUGAGCUACGAGGCGACGACGAUUAUGAAAAAGCUCCAGAUUUGCUUGCAGGCACAGAAGGCAAAAAAGGCAAGUGACUUAUCUUCAUAAU